AUGAGACAUACUCGGACCCAUGUCCCGCCCUUGGAUAGUGUAUCCAAGGAGCGCAUGCUCGACCUUGUCCGCGAAUUCGAGCAGGUUCGAGUUUUUGACUCCGACCUCAAGAAGGUUCAUCAGUAUGAGCGGAAGUCUUUUUAUGAGAAUCUCGACCGAGUUGAUCGCGAGCGCGAAGCAAUCCACACAGCUGCCCUCGAUGAGGCUGCUGCUUUCCACAAUCGUAUCCGCGAGGAAGCGGAAAUGACCCUAAAGGCCCACAUCCGUGCCGAAGAGGAAGAACGCCUGCGGAAAGAAGAGGCGGCCCGCAAAAAGGAGGAGCACCGACUCGCUUGCGAAAAGGCUGAAAAGUUGCGACUCGAACAAGAGGCAGCAGCGCGCGCGGAGGCUGAACGACAAGCCAAGGAGCUGGCUAAGAAGAAGGCCGAAAAGAAGGCCGCGGAGGAAGCAGAGGCUGCGAAGAAAGCUGCUGCCCUUGAGACCGCACGCAAAGCUGCACUUGAGGAGAAGCUUCGUAAGGAACGUGACCUGGCCGACAACCAAAAACGCAAGCAAGAGGAGGAGGCCGAGAAGGCGCUGCGGGACGCAAAGGAUAAGAGUCAAAGCUACCAGCAGAAGCAGCUCGGUGGCGGUGUUCUCUCUGCUGAAGAUAUCCGCGUGCAUCAGCGUUACGUUGAAUUGCAUCGGACUCUUAAGGAAAUGCGCAAGUGGCUGAAGGAUAUUAGCCAAGGCCAGCCUGCUCUCAAGACCACUAUCGGAAACAUGCGGCGCUCGAUCAAGAAGUCCGUUGGCCAGCUUCGAACUGGAACGGGUGCCAACAAGGCACAGAUCGCGCAAAUCAAAUCCGAGCUCGAGAAAGCGCUCACGUACCAGGAGCCGACGGUCGACAUCCGGAAGUUCAUCGCGUUCCCACCCGAGGAGAUUGCAAAUUCUGAAAAUAAGGUCCCAGCCAUGUUAAUUUACGGACUAAACAUUUUCGCAAAGAGUCUGGUAUCUUCUCUACUGGCCGAAGCAUCUAUCAAGCACUCACACGCCGAGCCGAUCGGUAUCGUUGCCGCUCAGAUAUUCUCGUUCGAUAUUUUUACAUACAAGGGUAUCCAUAUGUCGGACAUCAUGUUGGCCAAGUAUCGUGUCGUGUGUCCAGCUCUCUGGGGCUUCACAGGCAAUGAUAAGACUGAGGGAGGCCGUCGCGUCCUGGGUUGGUGGCGUUCUGCAGAUACUGGCUCCUGGAUCCCAGAGUCAGCACAUAUGGACCGCAUGACUGCACUUGGUGCUGGAUUUGCUGCUAUUACCCUUCGCAGUUUCGCCAAAUCUCCACGCCAAAACCCGUUCCCAAACACCAUGUUUUGGGCUACCCUUCAUAAGAUCCUUGCCAUCCCGCCUGCCGAACUGCAGGAGACACAGGUUGCCCUCCUGGCAGCACUGCUGCGAUCGUCAGGCGAAAGGAUCAUUGGGUUCUUCGGGCAGUAUGGAGUCGCCCUCAUGCGAUAUGCCAUCGUGGACUUGCCUCGCAAGCUGCAACGAGAGACCAUGGCGGUGACUCAGUUGAGCACUCUUCGGGAUUUAUACCUUCGAGAGAAGAAUGUGCUCCUUUGA
Penicillium bovifimosum is the source of this 1596-nucleotide messenger RNA. RefSeq names its product putative RNA export mediator Gle1. Bases 1 to 1596 code for a protein of 531 amino acids. Gene Ontology annotation, cellular component: nuclear pore cytoplasmic filaments; nuclear pore; cytoplasm. The transcript is spliced from 2 exons. NCBI's taxonomy places the organism in Eukaryota, Fungi, Ascomycota, Eurotiomycetes, Eurotiales, Aspergillaceae. The record is from RefSeq and is a predicted model, not a curated record. Gene Ontology annotation, molecular function: translation initiation factor binding; inositol hexakisphosphate binding; phospholipid binding. Gene Ontology annotation, biological process: regulation of translational initiation; regulation of translational termination; poly(A)+ mRNA export from nucleus.